Molecule: messenger RNA, 2168 nt
Organism: Castor canadensis (American beaver)
Lineage: Eukaryota; Metazoa; Chordata; Mammalia; Rodentia; Castoridae
Source: RefSeq, a predicted model, not a curated record
UUAGCUUCUGGAAUUUAUACGUUUGCCUGCUCUCUGUGGAAUCACCAUACAGACACAUUCCUGCAACAAUUUUCUUCUGGCAAUGAAGCUGCAUUUCUAAGUUCACUAGAACGAACUCUACUAUCAUUAAAAGUGCUGCGUAAGUUAACUGUUUAUGGAUUUGUGGAACCUCAUAAGAAUAUGGAGGUGAUGGGCUUUUUACAUGGAAUAUUUGAACGUCUGAAACAGUUUUUGGAAUGCAGCAGAAGUAUAGGUACAGAUAAUGUAUGUAGAAAUAGACUGGAAAAGGCCAUCAUCCUUUUUACUAAAGUGCUUUUGGACUUCUUGGAUCAACAUCCCUUUUCAUUUACUCCUCUAAUUCAGAGAUCACUGGAAUUUUCUGUGAGCUAUGUUUUUACAGAAGUUGGUGAAGGUGUUACAUUUGAACGAUUCAUUGUCCAAUGCAUGAAUCUUAUUAAACUGAUUGUCAAAAAUUUUGCUUAUAAGCCAUCCAAAUAUUUUGAAGACAGCAGCCCCGAAACGCUUGAAGCCCAUAAGAUUAAGAUGGCAUUCUUCACAUAUCCCACAUUGACAGAGAUAUGUAGAAGAUUAGUUUCUCAUUAUUUUUUAUUAACUGAGGAAGAGCUGACAAUGUGGGAAGAAGAUCCAGAAGGCUUCAUUGCAGCAGUGGAAGAAAUAGGAGGGGAUUCUUGGAAAUACAGUUUGAGGCCUUGCACUGAAGUCCUAUUUAUAGAUAUAUUCCGUGAAUAUAAUCAAACUCUUACUCCUGUACUUCUAGAAAUGAUGAAAACACUUGAAGAGCCCACCAGUGUGGAAGAUAUGCAUGCAUUGUUAAUCAAAGAUGCUGUGUAUAAUGCUGUUGGAUUAGCUGCUUUUGAGCUGUUUGACAGUGUUGAUUUUGAUCAGUGGUUUAAAAACCAACUUCUUCCGGAAUUACAAGUCACUCACAAUAGGUAUAAGCCAUUGCGGCGCAGGGUGAUUUGGCUCAUCGGUCAGUGGAUUUCUGUGAAAGUGAAGUCCGACUUAAAACCCAUGCUAUAUGAGGCAAUCUGUAACUUGCUUCAAGAUCAAGAUUUAGUGGUCCGGAUUGAAACAGCUACAACUCUGAAGCUAACUGUUGAUGAUUUUGAAUUCAGAACAGAUCAGUUUUUACCGUAUUUGGAGACCAUGUUCACACAACUUUUUCAGUUACUGCAGCAAGUUACAGAAUGUGACACAAAGAUGCACGUUUUGCAUGUCCUUUCCUGUGUGAUUGAAAGAGUCAAUGUGCAGAUACGACCGUAUGUAGGACGUUUAGUACAAUAUUUGCCUCUUCUUUGGAAGCAGAGUGAAGAACACAAUAUGUUGAGAUGUGCUAUUCUGACAACCCUUAUUCAUCUUGUUCAGGGAUUAGGAGCAGACAGCAAGAACCUGUACCCUUUCCUGCUCCCAGUUAUCCAACUGAGUACAGAUCUUUCCCAGCCUCCACAUGUCUAUCUUCUGGAAGAUGGUUUAGAAUUAUGGUUAGUAACAUUGGAAAACAGCCCAUGUAUUACACCAGAGUUGCUUCGUAUAUUCCAGAAUAUGUCACCACUUCUAGAACUAAGUUCAGAAAAUCUCAGAACCUGCUUUAAGAUCAUCAAUGGUUAUAUAUUUUUAUCAUCAACAGAGUUUUUACAGACAUAUGCAGUAGGUCUUUGUCAGUCCUUCUGUGAGCUGUUACAGGAAAUUACUACAGAAGGUCAAAUUCAAGUGCUCAAGGUUGUGGAAAAUGCCCUUAAAGUCAAUCCAGUAUUAGGCCCACAAAUGUUUCAACCAAUUUUACCCUGUGUUUUCAGUGGUAUUAUGGAAGGAGAGAGGUAUCCUGAAGUGAUGUCUACGUAUCUUGGAGUUAUCGGUCGAGUCCUGCUACAAAAUGCUAGUUUCUUUUCUUCGCUUCUGAAUGAGAUGGCACAUAAGUUUAAUCAGGAGAUGGACCAGCUUUUGGGAAACAUGAUAGAAAUGUGGGUAGAUCGAAUGGACCACAUUACUCAGCCUGAAAGAAGAAAACUUUCAGCCUUGGCUUUGCUUUCUCUUCUGCCAUCUGAUAAUAGUGUUAUCCAGGAUAAAUUCUGUGGGAUUAUAAAUAUCUCAGUGGAGGGCCUACAUGAUGUCAUGACAGAAGACCCUGAAACAGGAACUUAUAAGGA